Nothoprocta perdicaria is the source of this 988-nucleotide messenger RNA. RefSeq names its product BCL2 like 1 (gene BCL2L1). The transcript is spliced from 4 exons. Gene Ontology annotation, cellular component: mitochondrial outer membrane. Gene Ontology annotation, molecular function: protein heterodimerization activity; protein homodimerization activity. The record is from RefSeq and is a predicted model, not a curated record. Lineage: Eukaryota; Metazoa; Chordata; Aves; Tinamiformes; Tinamidae. The coding region runs from base 199 to 888 and encodes 229 amino acids. Gene Ontology annotation, biological process: extrinsic apoptotic signaling pathway in absence of ligand; negative regulation of intrinsic apoptotic signaling pathway; intrinsic apoptotic signaling pathway in response to DNA damage.
AUCCUGGAAGAGCCCAAGCUGGUCCAGCAGGGGAAGGAGCCGCGAUUUCCCAGUGCGGAGCUUUCUCCAGGGUUUCCUCGCGGGGAGGUCAAAUGCUUUCAUCAGGCCUGAGGAAGAGUGGAGUCAGGACCUGCUAAGUGUGUUGAUCUGCUUGUGCUCUGGACCAUGGACUCAUUGAGAGUUUCCCUAGUGUGAAAAAUGUCCAGCAGUAACCGGGAAUUAGUGAUUGACUUUGUUUCCUACAAGCUCUCGCAGAAGGGGUACAGCUGGAGUCAGCUGCAGGAGGAGGAUGAGAACAGGACUGACUUUGCGGUAGACCCCGAGGUGGACGGCGUCCUCAACGGGAGCCCGUCCUGGCACCCCCCGGGCAGCCACAUAGUAAACGGAGCCGCUGUGCACAGGAGCAGCCCCGAAGUCCGCGAGAUCGUCCACGCCGCCGACGUGAGGCAGGCGCUGAAAGAGGCGGGGGACGAGUUUGAGCUGAGGUACCGGCGAGCGUUCAGCGACCUCACCUCGCAGCUCCACAUCACCCCCGGCACGGCCUACCAGAGCUUCGAGCAGGUGGUGAACGAACUGUUCCGCGACGGCGUCAACUGGGGCCGCAUCGUGGCUUUCUUCUCCUUCGGCGGGGCGCUGUGCGUGGAGAGCGUUGACAAGGAGAUGCGGGUAUUGGUGGGACGCAUUGUAGCUUGGAUGACCACGUACUUGACCGACCAUCUAGAUCCCUGGAUCCAAGAGAACGGCGGAUGGGAGCGGUUCGUGGACCUCUACGGGAAUGAUGCUGCUGCCGAGAUGAGGAAGGGCCAGGAGAGCUUCAACAAAUGGCUCCUGACCGGGGCCACCGUGGCCGGGGUGCUUCUGCUGGGCUCCCUGCUGAGCCGCAAGUGAGCGCGGCCGGUGCCCGUGUCCCCGCGGGCACCCGUGUCCCCGCGGGCACCCGUGUCCCCGUGGGCACCCGUGUCCCCGCGGCCGUGCCCUCCUCCCGGCC